AUGAGUAACACUGCAUUCUCCGAGCGCAGUGUUCUGAAAUGUUACUACUGUAAGAAGCGGAUGAAGAAGGCGUCUGGCUGCUGCGUGCAGUGCUCUCAUGGCCGCUGUCCCACUGCCUACCACCCCACCUGUGCCCAGGCUGCUGGAGUACUCAUGCAGCCAGAUGAAUGGCCCUUUGUGGUCCAUGUUACCUGCUGUCGCCACAAAGGCCCAACUCAAAUUGAGCGCAAUAAAGCAGUCAUGCAUGAGCUGACUGUGGGACAGAAGGUGAUAUGCAAGCACAAGAAUGGCCGCUACUACCAGUGUGAUGUGGUGCAGCUGUCUAAAGAGACGUUUUACGAAGUCAACUUUGAUGAUGGCUCCUUCAGUGACAAUCUCUUUCCUGAAGACAUUGUGAGCCGAGACUGUGCUCAGCUCGGACCACCAGCCCAGGGUGAAGUGGUCCAGGUGCGAUGGACAGAUGGCCUGGUGUAUGGGGCCAAAUUUGUGGCAGCGCAUGCCAUCCACAUGUACCUGGUGGAAUUCGAGGAUGGGUCACAGCUAACAGCCAAGAGAGAUGAUGUCUACUCUCUGGAUGAGGAACUCCCCAAGAGAGUCAAAUCCAGACUGUCUAAAGCAUCGGACAUGAGAUUUGAUGGCAUCUUUGAAGAGAAGGAGAUUAUCCAGGAGUCGAAGAGACAGAGAGUGAUUAACUCACGUUACAGAGGAGACUACAUAGAGCCUGUGAUAUACAGAGCCAUCAUGGAGUAACCCUCACUCCCUGUCUGCUCACCCACACACCACCAGCACUGACAGACUGAACUGUGCUCACCGUACCUUAACAUUGCAGCUAGCCACUGAGAGAGCGUAGCUCCAGAUGACUUCCUUCAGGACCCGCUUUGGACUGUUAUUGAUUUCUUACUUCUCAUUUAUCCAUCUAUGUUAAUUCAACAAGAAUUAUUUUUGCUUUGUUUGACUGUGAUCAAAGAAACAGCAGUAUUUUUUCAUUUCAGUCUUUCAGUAGGCUGACAUCCAGUCCUGACAGUACAUAAAAGUAGGAAGCAAUGCAAAAAUGGCAUUUGUUUAGUAAAGGAGCAUUUUGACAGUGAGGCACCCAUGAAAAAGACAAUGUUGGUGUUAAACAUUAAUCUACAGUAAUGUUGAAUACAUUUAAAUUAACACUAAUUAGUGUCUAUGAUAUGGAGCCCCUCAAGUUUCAGAGGUAAAGGUUUUGAUUUAUUUUAUUUAGAAUUUGUAAUUUACUAAAUUGUACCCUGGAAUAAGUCUUUCAAAAUUACCAGCUUUAUUAUAGUUAGUCCUUUAGUUCCUGUCCCCCCACAUUCUUUGAUUUAUGAAUUAAUUUGUGUGCCCAAAUUGUUAAUUUGAGGGUAUAAUUUCCUUAAACUUGUGCUGAAAUUAUCAAAAAUGGUUUUGGGCACAACUAAUUAUUAUUUUUAUUUUUAAUUAAUUGGCCAGUUUUUUUAUCUACGAUAUUAUUUUGCCUAUGCAGUGUGAGAAAUGCAUGAAAAAUGCUCAUCGCAAUUUCCCUGACCUGAAAUGAACAUAUUUAUGUUGUGUAUUAUUAUUCAAUUUUUAUUUAGUUUCACAUUGGAGAAACUAGAACCAGUAAAUAUUUGGCAUUUUUGCUUAAAAAAAUGACUGAAAUGAUUAAUUUUCUUUUGACUGACUAAUUGACUUUUUGACAUUUCAGGUCUAAAGCUGUUACCCCUCAUACCUGCCAUAUUCUGAAGAGGCUAGACUAGAGUUCAACCAUGCUAAUUUGACUCAACACAACUUUAUUUAGGAAUGCGCACCAUGUGAGCAUGUAAAUUAGAAUAAUUAAGUCCUUAAAACUAGAUAUUGACAUAGGACCGCUUUCCAAAACAGGCCUACAAUAUAACAGAAUAUAUCAGGACCCUAACCGUGUAUACAUCAAUCAGCCAAAACAUUAAAACCACAGGUGAUCAUCAUGUUACAAUGCAGUGUUCUGCUGGGAAACCUUGGGUCCUGGCAUACAUGUGGAUGCCACUUGAUGGUAAUGGCACUCACUGAUGGAAGUGCUCCCCCAACAAAACAAUAUGCUGUGCCACACCAUAAAAAUUGCUCAGGAAUGGCCUGAGGAACAUGACAAAAAGCUCAAGGUGUUGACCUGGCCUCCAAAGUCCCCAGAUUCCAAUCUAUUCAAGUAUCCAUGGGACGUGCUGGUACACCAUCUCAUAAACCACAGGACUCAAAGGAUCCUCAACAAAUGCUCCGGAGCCAGACACCACACCAGGGCAACAGGUCAGGAGCAUUUCAAGUUGCAUCCAUAUGAAUCUCAGGACCCAAAGUUUCUUACCAAAGCAUUGCAUUUUAACAAAAUGAUCGAUGUUACUUUAACAUGUUACUUUUGGCUGAGUGGUGUAUUUCUUAAGUGCUGGAUUACUAUUAGCUUGCCAGGCUAAACUAGCCACACUCUGUCUCUUUUGCGGUUCCAUGUCAUUGGUUCGACAGCCCAUUGGUUCAACAUCCCAUUAGUCCGACUGUCUGCGGUGCUGAACGGCUCGCGGCGGGCGUAUGGUGCGCCGCGACCGG
This is a messenger RNA of Epinephelus lanceolatus (giant grouper), 2553 nucleotides long. The record is from RefSeq and is a predicted model, not a curated record. NCBI's taxonomy places the organism in Eukaryota, Metazoa, Chordata, Actinopteri, Perciformes, Serranidae.